Molecule: messenger RNA, 5332 nt
Organism: Ictalurus punctatus (channel catfish)
Lineage: Eukaryota; Metazoa; Chordata; Actinopteri; Siluriformes; Ictaluridae
Gene: cdh5
Product: cadherin 5
Exons: 12
Coding region: 206-2479 (757 amino acids)
Biological process (GO): cell-cell junction assembly; cell morphogenesis; homophilic cell-cell adhesion
Cellular component (GO): catenin complex; bicellular tight junction; adherens junction
Molecular function (GO): cadherin binding; calcium ion binding
Source: RefSeq, a predicted model, not a curated record
GGGUCUCGCUCACACACACUCACACACACUCACACACACUCACACACACGCACACACACUCACACACACUCACACACACUCACUCACACUCACACACACUCACACACACUCACACACUGCCAGGCGACGAACCCAACGUUACGAUUACACACUUUUCCUCUGGAUUAUUACAGACAUUAACACACCUGGGAGGAUUUACACUUCGAUGACGAUGAUGCGCGCUGCGGUCAGGACUUUCCUCUGGACAGCGUUUCUGCACUUUCUUUUCACCGCAGCUGAACAUGUUAAAGACCUUUCACCGUCCUCCGUCCUGCGUAGAGAGAAACGAGAGUGGAAGUGGAACACGUUUCAUACAUCUGAGGAAAAACCACCUCAACUUCUACCCGAGACACUCGGCAAGCUGAAGAACACUUUGUUCAAAAAUAAUGCGGUGUUCAAGCUCUCGGGAGAAGGAGCAGGAGACAUCUUCAGCGUGAACAAGCUCGGAGAAGUGCUCGUGUUGAAGAAGCUGGAUCGGGAACGUGUCAGCAGCUAUACUCUAACAGCACACCUCAUAGACCCUACAAGUGGAAUGAAGCUUGAUAAGGACACUGAGUUCAUCAUAAAGGUCGACGACAUUAAUGAUAAUCCCCCCGUGUUCUCAGACACUAUCCCCGGGUCUGUUAUUGAACGAGCAAAUAAAGGAGUUGUGGUGUUGACGGUGCAUGCGACUGAUAAAGACGACCCGAACACCGCCAACGGCAUCGUCACGUACAGUCUGCUGAACGGAACCGACUUCUUCAGCAUUAACAGUGAAAACGGUAAAAUUUACACUAAGGUUGACACACUGGAUCGUGAGACUCAGAGUGAGUAUAAGUUGUUGGUGCAGGCGUCGGACAUGCCCGGCGUAUCAGGAGGACGUUCAGCGACCACUACAAUGACCAUCACUAUAACCGACGCUAAUGACAAUCAUGCCGCGUUCUCUAAACAACACUACCACUUCAACGUGAACGAGGACGCGCCAGUGGGAUUCAAAUUCGGAAUACUGGACAUUAUAGACCGUGAUGAGAAACAGAAUAAAAAACCCAAGUUUGCUGUAGAUUCUGCUGUUAGAGACGUCUUUGAUCUGGAGCUAAACGAUAAUAACGAUGGAGUUCUCGUAUUGAAGCAGGAUCUCGACUAUGAGAAGAUGGAGAGGUAUACGUUCACCGUAACACUUACAGAGGAUGUUGUCCAACCUCCGGACAACAGGGACGUCCUGACGAGGGCACAGAUCCACAUCACCGUUAAAGACGUGGACGAGUCGCCGGUCUUCACCCAGGCAGAAUACAUCUUUAAAGUUUACGAAAAUAAGAAAAAGAUCAUCGUGGGAUCAGUUUCAGCCAAGGACACAGACAAAACCAACCACAGGAUCCGGUACAGCAUAAAGGAUCCUACCAGUCCGGUGAACAUUAACAGUGAGACAGGACAGCUCACUCUGAAGAACACUCUGGACCGAGAAGCCCAGAAUGAGCACAAGUUCUUCGUUACAGCAGAGGAAGAAUCUCCCAACAAACUGAACUCUUAUACGACGGUGAAAUUAAUCGUCCUGGACGUGAACGACAACGCACCAGAACUGGCCAACGCGUCCAACGUGUACAUCUGUGAGAACGAUCGGAGCGGAACGGUUAUCGGUGUUAUUGGUGCCACUGACAAGGAUGAGAAUCAUGGGAAAUUUCGUUUCAGUCUCACAGGAAAGAGUUCAAACUUCUCCCUUUAUGACAAUCUGAAUAAUACAGCCAGCAUCAUUCUGACUCACGGCGGUUUCAGCACUGAGAGAUCUGUGGAGAAUGUUCUGGAAAUCAAGAUUACAGACGGAGGAAAUCCAGAACAGCACAGCAUCACACCUCUUCUCCUGCAGGUGUGUAAGUGUGGGAGAGAGAGACAACAGGAGUACUGCCAGGCCUACAGCCAGUCCAGAGUCAGUGUGAGCGCUCUCAUCGCCAUCCUGCUCUGCAUCAUCACCAUCCUUGUGAUCGUGAUUCUCUUCGUGCUGCGUAAACACUACCAGAAGAAGUCAGUCAUCGCUCUGGGAAAAGCGUCUGGUGAGAUUCACGAGCAGCUCAUGGCGUAUGAUGAAGAAGGUGGAGGAGAAAUGGACACAAACAUAUACGACGUCUCCAUCCUGACCUCGGCUCGUUCGGACGCCCGGCUCGGUCUCGAUCCACGUCCUCCGGCCAUGUACGCCAUCGUGAAGAAGCCUUCAGCCUGUAAAGGGGACAUGGCGGUGAUGAUCGAGGUGAAAAAGGACGAGGCCGAUCACGACCGGGACGGAACUCCCUACGACACGCUGCACAUUUACGGCUAUGAGGGGUCCGAGUCCCUGGCUGGCUCGCUGAGUUCACUCCAGUCGUCUUCUUCCUGCGGAUCUGACCUCGAUUACGACAUUCUGAACGACUGGGGACCCCGAUUCAGGACACUGGCUCAAAUUUACGGCUCUGACGUGAACACUUCGUACUGAUCCCGGAUCCUGGAAACCAAAACCCACCGGAAAAGAUCAGUGAAGACGCAUGGUUUCUUUCAGGAUAAAUUCCAUUAAGACGGAGGAUCUGAGUCUCGUUUUACAGCCAUAACCACAGCCACUGUUCCAUUACUGAUCAUUAUUAUUAUUAUUAUUAUUAUUAUUAUUAUUAUUAUUAUUAUUAUUAUUCCUUUUGUAUUUUGUGAUUCCCAUCUUUAUAACAGCACAAUCGGUGCAUUUUACUUGAUUACUAUUUUAAUAUUUUGAUUCAGGAAAUGAGUAUUUGCAGUUUUACAGCUCUUGAUUGGACACUGAUCCGACAGUCAAGUACCAAAACCCUUAAUAAUAAUAAUAAUAAUAAUAAUAAUAAACUCUGACCUUAAUAAACUAACACUUCUUACUCUCACUACUUUUAGGAUAAGAGUUCCUCCAUCUUAUUAUUUUUCUCCGUUAGCAUCUCGCUGAUUUAUUAUAGCGACAGGAGCGGGUUUAUCUCGAUUCGGGUUUAUACAGUACGCCUUAUCAUGCAGGGUUCUAGAGCAGUUCCAGAUAUCUUUCACAGUUUCGAGCGUCCAUGUUGUUUAGGAUAUUAUAUUAGUUAAUAAAUCUUGCGUUCAGGUCACAUCAACUCUUCAAUCACAUUCAUAUUAACGCAAAGCAGUUCAUGGGACGAACAAACGCAGCUUGUCAUGUUACUGAGAAAGCGCAAAGAACUCAAGAACUCCUCUGUGUUGAAAAUGUCCGAAAAUAUAGACACAAUAAACUUCUGACCAAUCAGAAUCCAGAAUUCAGUUUAACAUCAAAGUUUAAAAGUCUGUCACACCAGGAGAGGAGUAAUGUUCGGAGUAAACGCAGUGUUAUUUAAUGUUAUUACAUUUUACAUAAAUGUAACACGCACACACACACACACACACACACACACACGCACACACACACACAGAGUGGCUGUAUGUUCUGUAACCGUAAUAUUAGCUGCAGGAAAUGGCUGUGGAGAGAAACACAGGAAACGGUGUAACGAGCCGCUGACAGAAUUACAGAGCAAUCGGAGUUUAUUUGACAGAAAUCAUCAACACGGAGACUGGUGUGUGUGUGUGUGUGUGUGUGUGUGUGUGUGUGUGUGUGUGUGUGUGUGUGUGUGUGUGUGUGUGUGUGUGUGUGUGUGUGUGUGUGUGUAACUCAAGUCUCAAAGGUCCAAUACAAUACAGCAAUGAGGAAAUGUACAGCAGCUCACACACACACACACACACACACACACACACACAGUGAGAAUAAAGCCAAUGACUUUAACCUUGCAGCUGGAGUGUUGAGUUUUAUAUCACGUUAAUAGAGACGGAUUCCAUUUUAAAAAUAUUACAGGACUUAACCCGAGUGUAUAGUGUAAAUCUACACACACACACACACACACACACACACACACACACACACACACGGCUCCUGAGAGUUUAGGGAAUUAAAAUGAAGUAAAAUUUAUUGUUAGGGAGUUUUAUUUCAGUUCUCUGUAAAGGUUUCAGCUGAGUAAAACGCGACUGAGAAAGAAACAGAUUUUUUUUUUAAAUGUCACAUUAUUAAUAGUAGUAAUAGUAAUAUGAAACUAUACGUUCUUUUUCAUUAUUGACUUUAAAUUCCUUUUUAAAUUUACGUUAAAAACUAACUGAAUGAAACAGAAUGGUUUCCCGGGUUUACGGCCUGCAGUUCGGCGUCUCUGAUGUGUGUAAUGUCAGGAGCAGCACUCCUGGCUGGACAGAAGUAAACAUUUUAUUUGCCGCAUUUAACUUUUUUUAAUAUAUAUAUAUCAUUCCAUUUUUAUUAAUGUUUUUGCUUCGCUCUUAUUUCUUACUGAUAACACAGUUAUUUGUCUGCUUUAAAUAAUAAAUCAUGUCGACUCGCUAAAAAUAAAACGUGAGGCAGAGGCAGAGUCACUGAAGAGACAUGGUGAAGUUUAUUUUUAUUAUUAUUAUUAUUACACGUCAUUAUUCUGCAAAAACGUACAACAUCGUCCGAGUUUAACUCUUAAACGGACUCUCGGACUCGGACUCGGACUCGGAGAUACUAAACACUGUUACAGUAUUAAAGUGUAGAAAUCGUUUUGUUUAGUCGUCGUUAUUCUCUUCACCUUCGCCUCGUCUUCUUCAUCAACACAAUAAACGGAUGCCUUCUCCUUGGCAAACCCCGCCCACUAAAUCAGCCACUUCCUGUCAAGAAAACUCACUUCCUGUUCUCUUAUCUGUUAAGUAAAACAGCACAUGGGAGCGUUUUCCUGUUUUUCAUUCCAGGUGGAAAAAAAACUCCCAGGAAAUUGUUGUUAAAGAAGAACAAACUGCAGAGUAGUUACCCUUCACACGGCUCUGACCGGCGCGCUGCUUCACGUUUAUUUUCAUUCUGUACUUUUAUGUGAUUUUGGGGUUAAUUUUCUGCAUGAAGUCACGGUUUCAGUGAAACAUUUCUUUUAAGAUUGAAAAGUGUUUCUUGAAUUCGUUCUGUGUUUAUAUGUUUCGUGUGAUGAUGUCAUCAUGCACGGAGACUCACUUACACACGCUUUAAUUCCUCUUAUUUUCUUUUCUUUCUUUUAUUUCUUUCCUUUUUUUGAAAUGAUCGUAGCCUGAAAACAUUCCGAGAAACUGGAAGAACAAAUCAAUACAGAAAGGUGUUUUACCUUUUUUAUUUUCCUCUUUUUUACGGGUGAAUUUACAUUCUGAGUGUUUUGUUGGAUCCUGUGUGUGUGUGUGUGUGUGUGUGUGUGUGUGUGUGUGUGUGUGUGUGUGUGUGUGUGUGUGUGUGUGUGUGUGCGUGUUCUACAGAUGUGAUUUUUUUGUUGUAUUUUUAUUCAUUAAUAAACUUUACACAUGUUAAUGA